UGUGGCUACCGCUGAGGAAGAUGCCGUCGGUUUCGAAAGUGGCUUUUCGAGGUGGCGGGUGCGGUGGGUCCCCGCAGACCGAGCAGCCGACGCACUAUAAGUAUCUGAAGGACUUUAGGACAGAGCAGUGCCCUCUAUUCUUGCAGCACAAGUGUACCCAGCACAGACCAUUUACCUGUUUUCACUGGCAUUUCCUAAAUCAGCGUCGUCGUAGACCCAUUCGAAGGCGUGAUGGGACUUUUAACUACAGUCCAGAUGUUUAUUGUACAAAAUAUGAUGAGACCACAGGAAUCUGUCCAAAUGGAGAUGAUUGUCCUUAUCUGCAUCGAACAACAGGGGAUACAGAAAGAAAAUAUCAUCUCAGAUAUUACAAGACUGGAACAUGUAUUCAUGAAACAGAUGCUCGUGGCCAUUGUGUGAAGAAUGGACUCCACUGUGCCUUUGCUCAUGGGCCUCAUGACCUUAGACCACCAGUAUAUGAUAUAAGGGAACUUCAGGCACAGGAAGCCUUACAGAAUGGGCAGCUAGGAGGUGGAGAAAACAUCCCUGACCUACAGCCAGGAAUUUUAGCUAGCCAAGCAAUGAUUGAAAAAAUUCUUAAUGAGGAUCCGAGGUGGCUGGAUACUAAUUUUGUAUUAGCUGGCUACAAGACAGAACAAUGCACCAAACCCCCUAGACUCUGCCGCCAGGGUUAUGCAUGUCCCCAUUAUCACAACAGCCGAGAUAGAAGACGGAAUCCCAGAAAAUUCAAAUACAGGUCUACUCCUUGCCCCAGUGUAAAACAUGCAGAUGAGUGGGGUGAACCUUCUAAGUGUGAAAAUGGGGAUAACUGUCAGUAUUGCCAUUCUCGUACUGAACAGCAGUUCCAUCCUGAGAUUUACAAAUCUACAAAGUGCAAUGACAUCCGCCAAACAGGUUACUGCCCACGCGGUCCAUUUUGUGCAUUUGCACACAUUGAAAAGGACAAAAUGAAUGUAGUCAUACUGCAAACUGGUUGUCAGUCAAAGCCAGGCGCUCAUCUGUUUUCAGCAGACAGCAUAGGAAUUGCAAAUGAAUGGAGCAGCAGUCUUAACUUCACAAACAGCAUUACAGAUAACACUGGGCAAUCUGGAAAUAUUUCCUGUGCCUCAAGUCCAACAGUAAUGUCAAGCUCUGGUAGCUGUAGCUCAUUAUCGCCUAUUGGACCCCUUUGUAGGCAAAGAUCAUUAGCAAAUGGUGCUUUGUGUUCCGAGUGUAGCCCAUCAGGUGUGUCUUCACCAAAUUCUAGCUACCCAAAAGCACCAGGUUUUGAACGAGAGGAUCAGAUGAAACAGAAAAGCCUGCCAGCCGACAAUUAUCAGAAAAUAAGUGAACAAGACAAUAAGCAGAACCAUCUCAGUGUUUUUUCAGUGAUUAAUCCACUUGCUUCAAGUAUAACCUCCAGUAUAACUUCUAGUCUGGCUUCCAGUAUUGGAUCAGAUAAUUCAUCCCCAACAGCUCUCUCAGCUAUCAGUACUAAAGCUCUCCCAUUCUACCCUGGCAGUAAUACAGUUGAAUCAGUUAUAGGUUCUGCUUUAGAUCUACAUUUUAGUGAUAUAAAUGUUGCAUCUUUAGAUAAAGAAUUAGAAGAUCAAGAAAACAGUGACAUUGGAUUAACAAGUCAAAGGUUACUGGGAAGUUCAGCUCCUGUCAAUAUUCCAGGUUCUGUUGCUCGUUCCUCAUCUUUACAUUCAUCAUCUUCCCUUUCAACCUCUCCACUCAGUUCUCUGUCACAGUCGUUGUCUCAGUCUUUUAUUUCAUCCACUAUGGCUCCUCACCAACAGCAGACUCAGCCUUUGAAAUCAGAACAUAGUAUGUUAGGCACUUCAGCCUCUUCUCAUAACUCUUUAGGUAAGUUAUGUGAAUGGUUAAUCCUUUGUGUGUAAUAGAAAGGGAGUCCAUGGCAAGUCAAACAGAUUUUCCUGUGAUCUCUCAUCUGGAAGUCAAAGUUUCAUUGUUAUAAAUAAGUAAUUUAUCCUAUUCUUUACAAAUAGAGUAAGAGAU
This is a messenger RNA of Gopherus evgoodei (Goodes thornscrub tortoise), 2022 nucleotides long. It is a transcript of the gene UNKL, whose product is annotated as unk like zinc finger. The coding region runs from base 21 to 1904 and encodes 627 amino acids. The record is from RefSeq and is a predicted model, not a curated record. The transcript has 13 exons. Gene Ontology annotation, molecular function: metal ion binding. NCBI's taxonomy places the organism in Eukaryota, Metazoa, Chordata, Testudines, Testudinidae.